Molecule: messenger RNA, 3337 nt
Organism: Portunus trituberculatus (swimming crab)
Lineage: Eukaryota; Metazoa; Arthropoda; Malacostraca; Decapoda; Portunidae
Product: piggyBac transposable element-derived protein 4-like
Exons: 1
Coding region: 1220-2215 (331 amino acids)
Source: RefSeq, a predicted model, not a curated record
CUUGUCUGGGAGGUGGAUCAGGUGGAAGUAGAUUUUUUCAUUGUCAGGAUGUUCUAGCUAAGAGGUUGAAAAACAAGGAAAAGAAUGAAUGUUGUGUGGUACUGUGUAGUUGUGAUAUCUUGAUACUUUGUUGUCAAAAUGCGGUUAAACUUUUGAGAAGAUUUAGGAGGAGAGAGAGAGAGAGAGAGAGAGAGAGAGAGAGAGAGAGAGAGAGAGAGAGAGAGGCCAGAUAAUUGGCUAAAAUAAUAUGAUGAAUUUGAGAGCUGAAAAAAUAUGAUUAACACGUUACCCGCGAUAUGGCAACACCCAACACUUGCGAAAAUUGCGGCAACCUUCAGACCACUCUCCCGCCAGUCACAGUGCAGCUAUGAGAGAGAAAUCGCGUAGGUACCUUCGCUCCGUCCCAAUGACUCGUAUGCACUGAUAAAAUUUGUGUCUCACCAGUGGCCCAACACGCAGUGCUACAAUAUUUUCUUUCCCUAUUGUGUCUUGAGCCACCAGUGCACCACUCAACUUUUGUACCACCAGUGGCCCAAUUUGCCACAUUGGAAUAUGUUGGUCUUCUGUUGCGUCUUGUGCCACUAGUGUACUACUUAAUUUUAAGUAAAUGGGCAAAUGAUUAUAAGAAUAUAUGUUGACUAGUAAAAAAAUUGGACCACAUACGAUAUUUAUGAAAGUACUAAGCAAUUAUGUUGUUUUCAUUAGAUUGAUUUACUGAUAUUUUUAUGUCUGCAGACUAUGGAUCCUUCGUUAUUCUAUGGUAGUCAUGAUGACCAAGACACCUCUGAUAAAGAUUUUACUCUCACCAUUGUAAGCAACUCGAGUAGCAGUGAAGAAAGUGAUGAAGCAGGAGAGACAGAAAAUAAUGGAGCAGAUGAACUAGGAGAAACAGAUGAUGAGGAAUCUGCAUCUACCAGUAGGCUUGCACCUGUACAGGGAUGGGGGCCUGUUUCUUCCAAACAGCGUCCUUAUGCCUUCAGUGGUACAGAAGAACUGGUAAUCUUGCCUCAUGUAAACCCAGUCACAGGAAAACCAGAGCCUAUUGAUAUGUAUGCAUUAUUCAUAACCGAUGAUCUUCUGGACACAAUAGUCAGUCAGACAAAUAUAUAUGCCCAGCAAAAAAUAAAUGCAGCACCACUGACAAGGAGGUCAAGGCUCAUUUCAUGGAAACCCACAACAAGGAAUGAAAUAAAAAAAAUUCCUAGGUAUAAUACUUUACAUGGGAAUUGUUGGUAUGCCAGAGAUUUCUUCCUAUUGGAGUAAAAGCAAGUUGUAUGCUGGCUCUUAUAUUAGCAGUGUGAUGACAAGAGAGAAGUUUGAAAUCCUUCUUAGGUGUAUACAUUUCAGGGAUAAUUCUGAUGUUGAUGAUCCACUUGAUCCAUUAUUCAAAGUCAGACCCUUGGUCACAGCCAUUAGAGACUGCUGCCAGGCUGUUUACAAGCCAGGUCCCAUGGUUGUGAUUGAUGAGAGUAUGGUACCCUUCAGAGGCAGAAGUAAGGUUAGGCAGUAUAUUCCUGGGAAAGCACAUAAAUAUGGCUUCAAGUUGUACAAGGUGUGUACUCCAAGUGGGUAUACAUGGAAUUUCAAGAUUCAUUCAGGCAGUCAAACAAAGCAUCAGGGACUAAACUCCACUGAAAGCCUAACAGUAGAACUAUGUGAAGAACUAUUAGAUAUGGGCGCCACUCUUUAUGCUGAUAACUACUAUUGCUCAUUGACACUAGCAGAAUACCUGUUGAAAAAGAAAACUUACCUUUGUGGAACCCUAAGCAGCACAAGACAGUACCUUCCCAAGGAAGUAACUGAAAGUAAAAAAAAAAAAAAUGAAAUGAAAGGACGGGAGAACAGCAAUGGCGUCAAAGUUUUCAAAUGGAGGGAUAAAAGAAAUGUCCUGACUAUCUCAACUGUCUCUGAACACAGUGAUCAACUAGUUCCCAGUGGCAAGGUAAACAGAUGUAGAGAAGAGGUUUUCAAACCACAAAGUGUAAUGGCAUACAACAAGGCAAAGAAAGGUGUGGAUGUAUUUGACCAGUACACAUCCUACUACAGUCUGCUAAGAAAAGGCAAAAAAUGGUACAGAAAGUUGGCCUUUGAACUGCUCACUGGAUUAACAGUUGUAAAUGCUUGGGUUCUCCAUUGCCAGUACUUCCCUAGGGCUAAGAUGAGUCAGCUGCAAUUUCGAGUCUUUAUUGUAUUCCCUCAUUGGAGAAGAGCCUAAUAACAUUAGACCUGGAAAAAGUCCUGGAGUCAUAUCAAGAAAAAGAAAUCCUCAUAGACUGACUGAGAAAGAUGGGCCUAAGAGAAACACAAGAAAAAGGUGUUGUGGCUGCUAUGAAAAGAUCUUUCUUUCUGAAGGCUUCAAGGAAGCUAGAAAUAAAGUGAGAAGGGUAAACACAUUCUGCUCUGAGUGUGAGGAUAAGCCACACCUAUGUAUUACAUGCUUUGCAGAGAAGCAUGAUACAUAAAAUACAUGUCUUUCUUUUCCCUGUAAGGAAAAAAAAAAAUUUUCAGGAUAUAUGUUACUGUACUAAAAAUUAUUGUUUUUUUGAGUCUACAUAUUGCAAUAUCUUUGAAUGUUAUUGAAAGGAUUUCAGUGGCAUAGUGUUUUUUUUUUCAUAUGUAUCAUUAGUCUUGUUUUUUAUUCACAUUUCCCGUUCAGCGUCGGGAGAUUGUAUUUUUUUAUGAAUUAUCUUUUGGAUAUCAUUGGAAAAAUUUGAGUGACAUAAUGCAUUUUUUCAUAUGGAUGUAGCAUUUAUCAUUAUUUGUUUUUUUUUUUUUUUUGUCGCAUUUUCAGUUUUACAUGGAAAAAUUAUAUUUUUCUUAUUAAUUGUCUUUGAAUGUUAUUGAAAGUAAUUCAGUGCCAUAAUUCACUUUUUUUCAUAUAUAUAAUUCAUAAUUAUAUAUGUUUUUCAAUUUCACAUUUCAAGUUCUGCAUAGGACCUUAUAUUUUUUUUAUUUUUUUUUUCCACAAUUUCUUACUAUUCUUAUGAAAAAAACAUACUUUAUAUUGAGUUUUUGAGUCUCAACAUAUUGUUUUGAAAAUAUAUUGAAAUACAAAUUAGUGUUUGACUUUGAUUCUGUUCCCACUUCUCUACACCCUUUGUUACUGUAUGAAACACUGAGAAAUAACCAAUCAUUAUUUACAAAUGGGAAAAAAAUCUAUAAAUAUAUUCUUUUGUUUAAUCUCAUUUGUGCCACCAGUGUACCACUUCUCCAUGAAAAAAUAUAAUCAUUGGUACACUGGUGUACCACGACGCGGGUAACAUGUUAAGACUUACGUUCACACAGAGAGAGAGAGAGAGAGAGAGAGAGAGAAUGUGCUAAAUUUGCCUCUCACAUU